This is a messenger RNA of Lipotes vexillifer (Yangtze River dolphin), 468 nucleotides long. RefSeq names its product 5-hydroxyisourate hydrolase-like. NCBI's taxonomy places the organism in Eukaryota, Metazoa, Chordata, Mammalia, Artiodactyla, Lipotidae. Gene Ontology annotation, molecular function: hydroxyisourate hydrolase activity. The record is from RefSeq and is a predicted model, not a curated record. Bases 1 to 468 code for a protein of 155 amino acids. The transcript is spliced from 4 exons. Gene Ontology annotation, biological process: purine nucleobase metabolic process.
AUGAGCUCCGGGGUCGCCCUGCGGCUGCGGACACUCCAGCGACACCUAGGCUCCCUGGAGGUGUGGACACAAGGCAGCUUCCCUGUCCUUCUCGUGGCCCAGGGCAGAGGUAUGGAGCCGGGCAGCAGCCCGCUGACCACCCACGUAUUGGACACUGCCUCAGGGCUUCCGGCCGAGGGCCUCUGCCUCCGUGUGUCCAGGCUCGAGGACCAUGGCCAGCAGUGGACCGAGCUGAGGAAAAGCUACACGGACCCUGACGGCCGCUGCCCUGGGCUCCUGCUGCCAGGCCAGAUGAAGGCGGGCACCUACAAGCUGUCCUUCGACACUGAGGGCUACUGGCAGAAGAGGGGCCAGGAGACCUUCUACCCGUACGUGGAGGUCGUUUUCACCAUCACAAACGAGACCCACAAGUUCCACGUGCCGCUGCUGCUGAGCCCGUGGUCUUAUACCACGUACCGAGGGAGCUAG